AUGCCCCACUUCCACCACUCCCACGAGUCCGACCCUCUCAUCGAGCGUGUCGAGCGCGGCGUUGCCCAUCCCAAAUACGAGGCGCACAGCAAGUGGGCUGGCAUCCGCCACAAGUUCAGAAAGGGAUUCGCCGAGUUCUUGGGAACUGCCAUCCUGGUCGCCUUCGGUUCGGGCGCUAUUGCCCAGUUGGUCUUCUCCCCUAACAACGCCUCCUGGUUCACCAUGUCCUUGGGAUGGGGUCUUGGUCUGACCUUCGGUAUCUAUGUCGCCGGAGGUGUCUCUGGUGCCCACUUGAACCCCGCCGUCUCAUUGGCAAUGGUCAUCUUCCGCGGUCUCUCCUGGGCCGACUUCAUCGUCUACUCGAUCGCCCAGUUCGCCGGAGCCUUCGCCGGUGCCCUCGUCGUUUACAUCACCAACUACUCUGCCAUCAAGAACGCCGCCGCCGAGGCCACCAUCGGCAUCUUCAUCACCGGCCGUCAAUCUGAUGCCGUCUCGACCUCCGCCGCCUUUAUCGCCGAGUUCCUCGGUACCGCCCUCCUCCUCCUCGUCAUCCUCUCGACCUCGGAUAAGGGCAACACCCCCGCCGGUAACACCCAGCCCCUUAUUAUUGGAUUGGCCUUGACCGCCAUUGGAACCUCGUUCGGUUACGAGACUGGUUUUGCUCUUAACCCUGCUCGUGAUUUGGCUCCUCGCUUCUUUACCGCCUUGUUCGGCUGGGGUUUGGAGGCGUUCUCUCGUCAGGGUUGGUACUUCUGGGUCCCCAUUGUCGCACCCUUCCUUGGUGCCAUUGGAGGUGCUUUCACCUAUGACCUUUUGGUCUAUGCCUCUGGCCCUUCCCCCCUCAACAACUAA
Messenger RNA from Linnemannia hyalina, 852 nucleotides. The record is from the annotation of a GenBank genome assembly. NCBI's taxonomy places the organism in Eukaryota, Fungi, Mortierellomycota, Mortierellomycetes, Mortierellales, Mortierellaceae.